CCCCUUUUGCUCUCAUUUUUAAUUUUUUUUUAAACCCCCUUUCUUUUCUCUCCCUUCCCUAUAUCAUGACCUCUUCGGUAACUCGCAGUAGUCGAUCCGCUACUCAAAAAAAACCAGUGAUAGAAAAAAAGACUAUCAUGAAAAAAAAGAAGCUUCGUAUGAAUAAAAAGGAUAUGGAUGAAAAUGCGAAAAAACUCAAUGGCGAUCCUGUAUCUGCAAACGUCACUGAGCAUCCAGAAUAUGUGCGUCUAAUGAAUGAACUUGAUCAAUCAAAGACAGAAAAAUUGCAGCGAGUGGAACAUUACAGAAACCUUGAGAGAAAAUCGAUUCAUGACUGGUUUGCUGCUCAGAAAAAGCAAGCCUGGGAUGAAUUCUACUUUGCUCGAAAAAAGAUUCGAUCAGACCUUGUAGAAGAUGUACAACGUAAAAUCACAAGACUCAAACAAGAAUUAGCUCAGUUGAAUAAACAAUCUCGCCAUGUUCAGCAUAAAUUAGACUAUGAAGAUUGGGUUCCACCCGAAAGAUUGCAUUCAAUUGGCUCGUUUGUAGGAGGUGCUACACAAGAAGAAGCAGACCGUGAUCUUGUCUUUGCAAGGCAACCAUACAAUGGGACACCUAACUUGGUAUACUCAGAUUAUGAGUCCAGAAGUACAACAGAUGAUACAGCUGAAGAUGCUGAAGCUUCUCCUUCUUCCCCUACUUCAUCUAUUUCAAGAGCGUCUCAUCAUCAAGAACAACCGCAACAACAACCACAACAGCAGCAGCAGCAGCAGCAACAACAACAAAAUCAAUUGUAUUCCCCCUACGAAUAUGAAGAAAACCAAAGACGUGAUUGGUGGCCCUAUCGUUCCACUACAACAGCAUAAGAAAACCAACCAUACAAUUAAGUUCUCUACUAUCGUACCUAUUUUUUUCUAUUAUUAUUGUAUACUCUUUUUGUAUAUGUUUAUUUUCUUUUUUUUUAACUGUAUUUUGUGCUCAUAUCAAUAUUUUAUAUUAAACAUUUAACAAAUGUCAACAACAACAACCACAAAUUUUAA
Molecule: messenger RNA, 1040 nt
Organism: Gilbertella persicaria
Lineage: Eukaryota; Fungi; Mucoromycota; Mucoromycetes; Mucorales; Choanephoraceae
Exons: 5
Coding region: 66-866 (266 amino acids)
Source: RefSeq, a predicted model, not a curated record